AUGACGACCGGGCAAGACUCGUCGGAGUCGGUCAAAACCGCAGGGAGUGGAGGUAGUAUAUCUCCAGACUUCGCUCAUGGAGAACCUCUGGAUGGCGCCUUUGCUCGGAGGGUCGUUCGAAAGAUCGACAAGGUUAUGAUGCCUCUGAUGUUCAUCACGUAUUGUCUGAACUUUGCGGACAAGACGGUACUCUCGAGCGCGUCUGUGUUCGGGUUGAGCACUGAUACGGGUCUCGUGGGCCAACAAUACAGUUGGAUCUCGAGCGUUUUCUACUUCGGAUACCUCAUGUGGACAUACCCAACGACGCUGCUCAUCCAGAAACUGCCCGUUGGCACCUACAUCUCUAUCAACACCAUCCUCUGGGGUCUGAUCGUCGCCCUCACCGCAGCAUGCACGAACUUCGGUGGACUCAUGGCCGUCCGGUUCCUUCUCGGAGUUGCGGAAGCUACGAUCACGCCCGCCUUCGUCUACGUGACGGCGAUGUGGUACACGCGGGAGGAGAUCCCUGUGAGGACGGGGAUAUGGUUCGCGGGGAACUCGUUUGGCGGGUUUGCGACGAGCUUGAUCGCGUAUGGGGUUGGCCAUAUCGAGAGACCGUUGACGGCGUGGCAGUGGUUGUUCAUAAUAUUCGGAGUGGCCACGGGUUUGUGGGGCAUCGCUAUGCUGUUUACUUUGCCGGAUUCGAUCUCUUCGUGCAAGUUCUUGACGGAGGAGGAGAAGCAGUAUGCGACAGAGCGGGUGGCGGUGGCGGGGACGGGCAAUGUGAAAGCGCCGAAGGCUAGUGAGUGGAAGGCCGAGCAGGCAAUUGAAUGUCUCUUGGAUGUCAAGACCUGGUUCUUCGUGGCGAUUUCCAUCUGUACACAGAUCCCGAAUAGCGGGACGAACAACUUUGCGAACCUUGUGAUUACAGGAUUUGGGUUCACCGACUUGCAGAGCACGUUGGUCGGGAUCCCUUCCAGUUUCAUAUCAUUCUUUUCCAUUCUGAUCACUGGGUACAUAGCGGGCCACAGGCGGAACGCGUCCGCGCUGCUCCUCAUCGCGGUCGUGAUACCGCCGGUGGUGGGGAGUGCGAUCAUCUAUAAAGACCUUAGCAACGGAGUGAAGCUGUUUGCAUACUAUAUCAUUUCCACCGGCCCGGCUGCUCUGCCAUUGGCUAUGAGCUUAAUGUCGUCGAAUUACAGAGGCGUAACGAAGAAGAUGACGAUGACGGCGCUGAUGUUUCUCUGUUACUGUGCUGGAAAUAUAGCUGGGCCACACUUCUUCUUGACAGCGGAGAAGCCACACUAUCCGACCGCGUUCAGGACGAUCAUGAUAUGCUACGCUCUCGUCGUAGUGGAGGCACUCGGGCUGCGAUAUUACCUGGCGUACGAGAACCGGCGGCGAGACAUGGUUGAGGGGGCGUCGGGGAGAGUACCGGCGACGGUGAGCUCGGACGAGGAUCUGACAGACAAGCAGACGGUGGGGAUGAGGUACCGGUUGUGA
This is a messenger RNA of Stereum hirsutum FP-91666 SS1, 1482 nucleotides long. Its product is annotated as MFS general substrate transporter. The transcript has 7 exons. Gene Ontology annotation, cellular component: plasma membrane. Lineage: Eukaryota; Fungi; Basidiomycota; Agaricomycetes; Russulales; Stereaceae. Gene Ontology annotation, molecular function: dipeptide transmembrane transporter activity; allantoate transmembrane transporter activity. The record is from RefSeq and is a predicted model, not a curated record. Bases 1 to 1482 code for a protein of 493 amino acids. Gene Ontology annotation, biological process: allantoate transport; dipeptide transport; transmembrane transport.